This is a messenger RNA of Bubalus bubalis (water buffalo), 1184 nucleotides long. RefSeq names its product olfactory receptor 5M10. The transcript has a single exon. Gene Ontology annotation, cellular component: membrane. The coding region runs from base 203 to 1135 and encodes 310 amino acids. NCBI's taxonomy places the organism in Eukaryota, Metazoa, Chordata, Mammalia, Artiodactyla, Bovidae. Gene Ontology annotation, biological process: sensory perception of smell; G protein-coupled receptor signaling pathway. The record is from RefSeq and is a predicted model, not a curated record. Gene Ontology annotation, molecular function: G protein-coupled receptor activity; odorant binding; olfactory receptor activity.
UCCAGUAUAUACAUAGAAAAAUAUAUCACAAAGAGAUAAGGUGCAAAUAUUUACAUAGAUGCUCUGAUGCAUUGGUUGAGAAGAGUAAUUUCCUUAUAGAGAGAUAGGUCAAAAGUAAAUGACAAAAGAAUGGAAUAAAUGCAGAAUCAGGAUCAGAUAGAAUUCUUCACUUUACCACUUUCAGUUUUUAAGGGAUGAUAAUAUGUCUUCCCCUAACCACACUGCAGUGACUGAAUUCAUUCUCCUGGGACUCACAGAUGACCCAGUGCUACAGAAGGCCCUGUUUGGGGUGUUCCUGGUGAUCUAUCUAGUCACACUGGCAGGGAAUCUGGGCAUGAUCAUGCUGAUCAGGACCAAUCCCCACCUCCAGACCCCCAUGUACUUCUUCCUCAGCCACCUCUCCUUUGUAGACCUUUGCUAUUCCUCCAAUGUUACUCCAAAUAUGCUGCACAAUUUCCUCUCAGACCAGAAGACCAUCUCCUAUGCUGGAUGCUUCACACAGUGCCUUCUCUUCAUUGCCCUGGUGAUCACUGAGUUUUAUCUCCUUGCUUCAAUGGCCUUGGACCGCUAUGUAGCCAUCUGCAGCCCUCUAUAUUACAGCACCAGGAUGUCCAAGGACAUUUGCAUCUUUCUAGUCACAGUCCCUUAUACUUGUGGAUUCUUCAAUGGUCUCUCUCAGGCACUGCUGACCUUUCACUUGUCCUUCUGUGACUCCCUUGAGAUCAACCAUUUCUACUGUGCUGAUCCUCCUCUGAUAAUGUUGGCCUGCUCUGACACCUAUGUCAAAAAGAUGGCAAUGUUUGUGGUUGCUGGUUUCACUCUCUCGAGCUCUUUGUUCAUCAUUCUCCUGUCUUAUGUUUUCAUCAUUGCAUCUAUCUUGGCGAUCCGUUCUGUGGAAGGCAGGCACAAAGCCUUUUCUACCUGUGGUUCCCACCUGGCAAUAGUCACUCUAUUUUAUGGAACCCUCUUCUGCAUGUACUUGAGGCCUCCAACUGAGAAGUCUGUAAAGGAGUCCAAAAUAUUUGCAGUCUUUUAUAGUUUUUUGAGCCCAAUGUUGAACCCAUUGAUCUACAGUAUGAGGAACAAGGUUGUGAUCCAAGCCAUGCAGCAAAUGAUUAAGAGAAAUCUUUCAUAAAAUUGCAGUUUAAACAUCUGUUCACUUGAUAUGACUAAGUGUCCAUAAC